Messenger RNA from Grammomys surdaster, 951 nucleotides. Its product is annotated as myeloid-associated differentiation marker-like. Lineage: Eukaryota; Metazoa; Chordata; Mammalia; Rodentia; Muridae. The transcript has a single exon. The record is from RefSeq and is a predicted model, not a curated record. Gene Ontology annotation, cellular component: plasma membrane; cell-cell junction. Gene Ontology annotation, biological process: negative regulation of heterotypic cell-cell adhesion. Bases 1 to 951 code for a protein of 316 amino acids.
AUGGCAGGCAUACCAGCAACAGUGACUCACACCACCUUCACGAAGUCAUUAUCCCCAGGCCUGGACUCUUUGAUUAUCGUGGCAUCCCCUCGGGCACUGUUUCAGCCUCUGGGCCUUCUCCGGCUGCUGCAGUUAUGCUCUACCAGCCUGGCUUUCUCACCAGUGAUCUAUACGGGUGCCUGGAUGGGCCCCAUGGGAAGAUGGUGCCUGUUCUCCUGGUGCUUCAGCUUCGCCAUGACAGUGAUCAUCCUGGCCGUGGAGUUGGCUGGAUUCCAGAGGCGCUUGCCCCUGUCAUGGCAGAAUUUCCCCAUCACCUGUGCCUGCUAUUCACUACUCUUCUGUCUGUCAUCUUCCAUUAUCUAUCCUAUCACCUAUGUGUGGUUCAUGUCUCACGAUUACAUCAGAAAAUACGCUGUCUGCGCCAUUAUAUUCUCGAGCAUCUCCUGUGUGGCUUAUGCUACAGAAGUAACCUGGACUCAUUCAAGGCCUGGAGAUUCCAUUGGCUACAUGGCCUCUAUGACUGGGAUGUUCAAGGUUUUUGAGUCCUUCGUAGCUUGCAUCAUCUUUCUCUUCCUCAACAACCAACACCUGCACAUGCAGGAACCUGCCCUGGAGUGGUGUCUGGCCGUGUAUAUCAUAUGCUUCAUCCUAACCAUGGUGUCUAUCCUGCUCAUCCUGGGGAAAAGUACGAAAGUCCUGCCCAUCCCAUUCCCCACCUUCUUGACAGGCAUGACUUUCGUGUGUGUCCUCUUGUACAUCACCGUCAUUAUCCUCUGGCCUCUUUACAAUUUCAAUGAAGGGUUUCAUGGUUUGCCCAAUCGAAUAAUGGAUUCGAGCUGCAGUUAUAAACGUGCGCACUCAGUGUGUGUCUGGGACCGCCAACUGGCAGUGGCGUUCUUGACUGGAGUCAACCUGUUGGCAUAUAUAGCAGACUUUAUGAACUCUAGUUAG